CCUGGUACAUCCUUGAGAAGAAGCUGACAGAUCCAAAACAAUAUCUCUAUCAGAAGAGAAGUCAGGGAGAAAUCUGAAGAAGAAAUGUGAUUUUUAUCGAUGUUUUUCAAACAUUUCGACGUGGAAUAACGCUUAGGUCAAAAGAGUAUUUACUGUUUCAUUGUUUAAUAUAGUUUUCCACUGUCAAAUAUCUGCGAGGAGAGUGGAAUAUUGCUAAAAACACGGAAAGAAUUGAAACCCAGCUGCUGAGCUGGCUUUGUUGAAGGGAAAGUUAGAGCGGAGGAGAUCUGCUGUACUGAGCUCAGUUCAGCAGUGUCAAGCUAAGCCUAAUUGCUCGUGCCUGGAGAAUGACAAUCUACCUGCUAUUGAAACCUGCUUGAAAUAUUGAGAGAUAAGGACAUUGCUGGGCCUAAUUGCUGGUUCUGAUUCAAGAAAAAUAAGGCCAGAAGGUGAGAAGGGGGAGAAAGAUUGAUUCUCCAAUUGACUGUUUUACUGGGAGUAUUUUUGCUGAAUGAGUUUCAAUGUGAGGGCUGGAACAUACAAGUCAGAGGACGCAGAGAAUAGUGUAACCAUGGAGAUGUAUGAUGACUAUGGCCAGUCAGACAUUUUCAGCAACCUGACAAAUCCUGAGCAUGCUCUUCAAUCACCCAACGCCCUCCUGCUCUCGACCUCACAGAAUAUCUACAUGUAUGAGCAGGAUUGCAAUCCAUCCAGUACUAAACAGGAGUCUGUGCCAGGAAAAGCUAGUUGCGUAGGUCUCAGUGAUAAUGUCUUUGAGUUUCCGAACCCGGAGGAGAUGGCACAGCUGGGAUGUAGUCCGGUGGUCGAUAACUGUUGGCCUGACACCCCCCUCCUAGCUGGGUCCCUUGAUGGCUCCCUCAAUGAGAGUGGAGUGUGCUUCAGCUGGGACCUGAGUGACGAUGACCAGGAAGGAUUGUUCCCUGUUGAUGCCAGUCCAUUCUGUUCUGCACCAACAUUGGCAGAAUUGAACCUUGAGGAUACACAGUCUGUUGACAAUGGUGUGAUUGGGAAGAGGAAGGCAGAGGAUCAGUCCUUGACAUCGAUGAUGCCAUUAGGCCAGCAAGAGAUGUCUUUGUCACCGCAGAGCUGGAAACGAGUCAAGACAGAGGCUGUAGAGUUGGCUAGUGUAGACAAGAGGACAAAGACAUCAGAUGUACCUAAGCUGAGCAGUUCAAGACCAGGAUUGUCUAGGAAAUCCUCCAAAACAAAGUCAUCAAAACCUCUCACGCCAAAGAACGGCAGGACACACGAGAGCUCUAAAACGUCUGCAGAUGCGAAAAAGUCUGCUUUAUCAUUCAGGAAAGUGCAUCCAUCCAAGAUAGAUUUCACAGAGUUAUUCUGGAAGCGUUACAGGAGCAGAGAAUCAAUUCCGUCCCCAACCAAAGAGAUGUCUCGCAGUGAACUGAUUGCCAGGACUCCAAACCCAUUUGGUAAUAGGAGAUUCCUGGGAAGGAAUGCAUUGCUGAAAGUCAAAACACAGUCAUCUCCUAAGGUGGCUCAGACCCCGAAAACAGUUGGAAGAACAGUCAAGCCCAAAACAAACCACAGGGCCAGAACUAAGAAACCUAGUACUGUGGCCCAGAAAAAGAAGAAAAACAAGCCUCUAGCCCUUGUGACUUCAGACGAUUCAAGCCAGGAUAGGCUUUGGAAUGAUCUGAAGGUAUUCAUGUAUGGUGAUCAGGAUCGAUCUUCAAAGAAAAAGACGAUUGCUCCUCAUAGGACUCUACUGCCUGAGCUUGAUUUGAAAUCAGAGUCGAGUAAAUCACCUCGGACUAACAUGAGCAGUGACCCAGGCUUUGACUCCCAUGACGAGGGUCUUGGCAGUGAGAAUGAAGAUCAUGAUGACUUCGUGAGCGAUGAUUCUGACGACGAUGACGACGAUGACAUCCAGGAUGAUGCAAGUGAUUUGUCUGAUGAUCCUGGGCUACCAUCGACAAGCACGAAGCACUCCUCGGGAAAGGAUUCCGCCGGUUCUUUGGCAACCAGACGUAGAAGGGUCAAGACACGACGCAGCGAGUACGACGACUUCACCCCUAACCCUCGCAAGCUCCUGAACAUUGGCCAUGAACUCAACAAGCUGAACCUAACGAUCAGCUCGCUUUGUCCAGGUAACGAAGCAUCAAAUGAUGAGAAGAAUCAAACUAGAAGGGAGAAAAACAAGCUAGCAUCAAGGGCAUGCAGACUCAAGAAGAAAGCCCAGCAUGAAGCUAACAAGGUCAAACAUUGGGGGCUCGUUGAGGAAGCAAAGCAACUAAAGCUUGUUCUUGGGAGCAUGAGAAAGGAAAUGAUCACCCGUCUUGAUAGGCCCAAAGCAUCAUGGGAUUACAGCCUUGGGGCCAAACUUGAUCAUCUAAUCAAGAAUUCUCUUGGUCAUAUGGUAGCCGGUCAUACGUCAGAGUUUGUCAAUUCAGUCUUGGAGAAAACAGCCAAGGGAAUCCCCCUCUCCCAUCUCAGGCCAAAACUAUCCUGAACUUUGAACUUUGACCCCCAAGCUGAAGUUUGACCCCCUUUACCCUUCCAGAGGCAUUUAAUGCAGGAUGCUUAUCAACAAGGAUCUGUGUUGUGAAUCAAGCAGCAGAAGCAUUUCCAACACAAGCUGGAAAGUCAUAGCGGAUGGUGUAAACCGAUUUGGAAGCAUUACAGUCAAAUGUAAUUUUGGUUCUACGAGAAGAGGAAUUAUUACCAUUAUUAUUUCAAUUGGAGCAGAGAGAUAUUCUCAAAUUUUCAUGAUUUCUUUUUAGUCCUUAAAUAUUUUCUCCCUAUUACGUAAAAUUUCAAAGUACAUUUGUAUUUAUGGUACAUGCAGUGGAGCUGCUGUAAUAUAUGUUGUGUCUUGUGAGGUCAGAAAUCACUAGUGAAAUACAUUAAAUGUAUGCCCCUUGAAUAGCCUCCAUUAAUCAUCCUGUUGAUGCUAUUGAAUUGAUGGAUAUUACCUUAGCAGUAUAUAUCACAUCGGUUUGUAAAGAAUCACAUCCAUGCACAGAUGUUGAAACAAAAACUGACCAUGACUCAUCUUACAUAGUGAGUGAGAAUUUAAGCGUGAUAUAAUAAACAAGUACUACAUAAUUUUUGUUUGGAUAUAUUUCAUUGUAAAUCUUAUUACUAAAAUUGUGUGCAUUUUGUGUCUGACAGAUGCCUGCCAUAUAAGGGGGCAUGUCACAUUUGAAUAUUAAUCAGAUUAAGUGUUAAUUAGUUGUAUGUGUCCAAUUAUAGUGCAGUGUUGUUUUUCCCAUGUAGAUACCGGUGCCUCGGUGUUGAUCAAUAAUUAUUCCUAGCUCACGUCUAUGGUGAAUUGGAAUGUGUUGUGUGAAUGGGAUGGUUGGUGUUUGUAUUUAAUCACGGCAGAGUGCUCUUUUCAAGCCCUCUGCCUUCAGCGCAUACUACAAGACUAGCAUUUAGAGUACAUGCCUGCAAUGCAUCGUGGGAUAGGAUCAGAUAAAAGGGGGAACACAAGCCGUGUGUCUGGGGUCUCCUAUCUCGUCUGAAAUUAAGCUGAACUGUCAAGUGUACUAUAUAUAUAUAUGUGCUCUGGCGGAAUGACUUUUUAAAGUCUGAUCUUUUUAUCCGUCUCAUAGUGCUUUGCCCUUAACAUGAUAUUAACUAUUUCCUGUGUUUUUAGUUAGUAACUAACGAACCCUAUAUCAUUGUAUUCUACCCCUAAUCCCUCUGCAGAAGAUUUAAUCAUGAUCAAUUUGCAUGUAGUGUCUUUAGUGAUACGGGAGUGCCAGUUUAGAAACUCUCUAGACGGUAUUUCUCUGCCUCAGUAACGUCUCUAGAUUAGAAAUUUGAUAAUCUGUUUUUUGAUCGAGUCCUUAUAUAUAUCUUGCUUACUCAUUCAUGAGGGCCUAUGGAAAUUGUGCUCCUAUGGAAUCUUUGGUAAAAAAGCUUUAAAAACCAUUUGUAGCCAGGAAAUGAUUCGAGUCUAUAUAUGAUUCAGGAUAUAAUAUACUAAUAUAAUAAUAAAGUUGAUAAUAUAUUCUUGUUAAAACGUAAUAGUGCCUUAGAAUCUAGGAGUAUGUGAAUAUCAUGUUUUUGAUCUACAAUAUUUUUCCUACAGUUAGGGUUAAUUAACCUUUUUGAGUAAUGGGUAAAAAUCAGCUGUGUACUAGCUUAGUAUUGACAAAUCUAUAAUUUUUGGUUAAAAGGGGUUAAAUUCAGAUUGAAUUUUGUUGAAUGAUUUUUAGGUGGUAAUAUAGAAGUUCUGAGACUAAUAGCGAGUGGGUUAAGUAUCCUUCUUUUCAAGGAAUGUAUUUGUACAAGCUGAGUGGGAUGUAUAGUAUUAAUUAAAAAGCAAUACAUAAAACCAAUGGGUGAAUCUGGAGAGCUGUUUAACAAGCCGGGGUAGUAAUGGAAACAUAGAAUCAGAAAAUAUUUUGUCAGUAUAUAGCCAUUACUGAAAAAAUUUAAGGAAAUGUACAUGAUAGAAGAAAGAAGUCUUUUGAUAUUUAUGUAGAUUAUUUGUUUUAUUUGUUAUGUCAUGAAAAUAUUUCAGUAUUUCCUCCAUUACUGCUGGCAGUCAAUGUGUAUUGUAAUCUUUGCCAUUAAACACAUAUAAAUUGGUGCUAUCAAAAUAUUCUUCUUACUGGUUAAUAAUAAUGCAUAAUUUAAAAAAGAAUUGUAAGGAUAUCUUGGAUGUCAAGUUACUGUAGUGAAAUGUACAGAUUUGGUGUGACUUGAAGUUUAUUUUUUAUGUAUGGUGUCUUUUUGAAAUUUUUCUUUUCCUCUUGUGGAAUAUGUUAGAUAAGUGAAAGGUUGUUUCUUUUCAAUUUUCCCAUUUUGAAAUGUCUUUUAAUGGUCUCAGCUAUUCUGAUGCAUACAAAUAUGCUUUGAAAUUGAUGUAUUUGGUGAAAAAUUAAGAAUUGUGAACAGAAUAGACUACUGCUGUUUAAUGCAAAUUGAGAAAAGCUCAUCUGAUAGAAUAGCUGGUGAAGAUUGUUGUCCUUCAAUGAAGAAUUGGAUUUUGUUUAUCUGUAAAGAAGUGUUCAAACCGGGAGACCUUUCUAUAAGUUUGCAUAUCUUAAAUGUGGUAAUCCUACUCAAUAUAUAUAAAAAAAAACCAAAUAAUGAAAAUCAUACAGUCAAAAAUGCUUUGUCAGAAUAUGUAUUAUGUAUUCCAGGAUUGAGUAGUUAAACAUAACGUGAUGUAGCAUUUAGUAUAACCUUGUACUCACACAUCUGCACAUUGUGUAGUAUUAUCCAAGAUAAGUGAACAUUGUUGUACUGGUGACAAAUAGUGUUCACAUUUACAUGUAUGGCUAAUAAAGCUUAUAUUUCUGGUUGGAGUAUAUUGUAUUACACAGUGAACCGGUAGUGUUCUGUCGAUGGUGUCACAUGUCAUGAUCAAUCCAAAUCCUCAAAAGCUGUAAAAUUCAUCCCCCCCCCUGGAAGUUCUGUACACAAAGUGAACUCGAAACUCAGAUUACUGACUCCUUUUCCUGUUUCAAUGUAGUGCGGUGUAAUGUUCAGGUUUCUAGGAAAGUGUAUUCAAGAUUUGUUGAAGUUUUUCUCAUGAAAUCCAGA
Messenger RNA from Lytechinus variegatus (green sea urchin), 5541 nucleotides. Its product is annotated as CREB3 regulatory factor-like. Gene Ontology annotation, cellular component: nucleus. The record is from RefSeq and is a predicted model, not a curated record. Lineage: Eukaryota; Metazoa; Echinodermata; Echinoidea; Temnopleuroida; Toxopneustidae. Gene Ontology annotation, molecular function: RNA polymerase II transcription regulatory region sequence-specific DNA binding; DNA-binding transcription factor activity, RNA polymerase II-specific. The transcript has 8 exons. Gene Ontology annotation, biological process: response to unfolded protein; regulation of transcription by RNA polymerase II. The coding region runs from base 512 to 2491 and encodes 659 amino acids.